Messenger RNA from Culex quinquefasciatus (southern house mosquito), 3219 nucleotides. Its product is annotated as non-lysosomal glucosylceramidase. Gene Ontology annotation, molecular function: beta-glucosidase activity; glucosylceramidase activity. The transcript is spliced from 8 exons. Lineage: Eukaryota; Metazoa; Arthropoda; Insecta; Diptera; Culicidae. The coding region runs from base 460 to 3123 and encodes 887 amino acids. The record is from RefSeq and is a predicted model, not a curated record. Gene Ontology annotation, cellular component: membrane. Gene Ontology annotation, biological process: carbohydrate metabolic process; glucosylceramide catabolic process.
CGUGCUCUUCUCGUCGACUCAGUCUCCGGUUGAGUGUUUUCGUGGUCGGUCGUCCAUCGUUCUACUGGUACAAUUACUGUGUGUUUGCUCCUGCUGGGUGCUGCGUCUAUGCGGCAUAUUGUACACACCUCAUCAUCCCCAAAACGGUUCCCCCCGGUGGAAAGCACAGCUGAGGCGUUCAACUGCUGGAUGAGUGAUUGCUGAAUCGAUGCCGCGGUGUCAGUGAUAAGGAAACACCUGCCGACCUAGUCAAAGAGUCGUGCUUAGUGAUUUUUGGGGUGUGAUUAGCCACUUUGUGUGUGUCAGCAAAGGGAAAGCUGUUCAAGUGAGCAAUCUGCUUUGGUGAAGAGAGCCAGAAAGAGAGUUAGUAUACAUAUAUUUAUAGCUGGUUAGUGGCUCACACGACCGGAAUACUCAAAGGCCCUCCGCGAAAGUGUGUUUAUCGUGCCGUGCCGAAAAAUGGAUGGCGAUAGUGCUCAAUCGUUCUGCGAGUUCAAACAACAAGUGUCCGCGGUGCCCCAGUACGGCCUCAAGCUCAAGUUCAACCAUGUCUACCCGGAAACGAGGAACCAGAACCUGAAGCCGUCGUUCCGCCAGAUCUGGCCCAUCAUCCCGAUGGCACUAAGGUACAUCCCGUACUACUGGAAGGUGUCACGCGAGGGCCGCCAGGUGCUGAUGGACUACUGGUACACGGAAAACGGGAAGCAGAUUUACGGUGCCCCGAUCGGCGGCAUCGGCGCCGGCACCAUUGGGCGGGGAUUCGCCGGCGAGUUUUGCCGCUUCCAGAUGCGGCCGGGCCUGUACGAGUACAACACGGUGCACGCGAACCAGUUCAUCGUCACCAUCAAAGACGAGAACAAUGUGACCAAUUUCCAGAGUCUGCUUUCUUCGUACAGUCGCCCCAAAACGCCGCUGGCCAGUUGGGAGAGCACCAUCAACUCGUCCAAGUGCAGCUACACGGCGCUGUAUCCGCGGGCCUGGUCCGAGUACGACCUCAGCGAGCACGGCAUCAAGCUGAUUCAGCGGCAGAUUUCGCCGAUCAUACCCCAUGACUACAAGGAAAGCUCGCUGCCGGUGGCCGUCUUCGCGUGGACCGUCGAGAACGUGUGCGGCAAGGAUCGGCACGUGACGAUUACGUUCACGUUCAAGAACGGAACCGGCAAUAAGAAGCAGGAUGCCGAGGGAAACGCGGAAACGGUGGCGUUUGCCCACGGGACGGCCAAGGGAGUCAGUAUUAGGCAGACGAUCGCGGACUUGCCGUGCACUUACUGUGUCGCCUGUAAGACUUCGUCGGAGAUCAACCUGACGCGGUGCGAGAAGUUUGAUCCGAGCGGAAACGGGGAGAAGCUGUGGAAUGAUUUGAAGGAGAAUGGCCACCUGACGGAGAAGUCCGGCGACGAGAGUAUGAAGACUAAAGACGUCGCCGUAGCGGUCAGCGCACAAAUUCUGGUUCCUUCCGAGUCCAGCUCGGAGCUGGAGUUCUCGCUGGUGUGGGACAUGCCAAAGAUUCACUUUACCAAAAAGAUGAAAGAGUACUACAAGUACUACACCAAAUAUUUCGGCAAAAACGGCGAUGCCGGGCCCGUGAUCUCGGACUAUGCGCUGCGCAACUACGGCAAGUGGGAGUCACUGAUAGACGAGUGGCAGCGGCCCAUUCUGGAUGAUAGUGACCUUCCCGACUGGUACAAGAGUGCCAUCUUCAACGAGCUGUACUUUAUCGCGGACGGUGGCAGCAUUUGGCUGGCCGUGGACGACACCACCCUUCCGUACGAUGAUCCCAGAUUGGCCUACGGUCGCUACGCGUACCUCGAAGGGCACGAGUAUCGUAUGUACAAUACGUACGACGUUCAUUUCUAUGCGUCGCACGCGCUGGCCAGCUUGUGGCCGAAUCUACAAGUCAGCUUACAGUACGACUACAAGGAUGCUGUACAACGGGAGAUAACCGAGGGACGGAAGCAUCUCUACGACGGGAAGGUCAUUCCGCGGAAGAUUAAAAGUUCCGUGCCGCACGACCUUGGUGAUCCUGACGAGGAACCGUUCGAGCUGAUCAACGCGUACCCGAUCCACGACGUGUCCGAGUGGAAGGAUCUGAACACCAAGUUCAUCCUGCAGGUGUACCGCGACUACUACACGCUCAACCACUACGCCCAGCUGAACGCGGACAAUGCGAGCAAGUUCAGCUCGAUCGAGUUCAUCGACAAGGAGAGCAUGUUCGAGAUGUACGUGCAGGACAACCGCAACAAGGUCUCGCCCGAGGAGAAGGCCCAGAACCGGAAGUCGGCGUCGAUGUACAUUAACGAGACGAAUGGGAAGGUUUACUUGAUGGACGCGAUGACCUACUUGAAAAGCAUGUAUCCGGCCUGCAAGCAGGUGCUGGAGAAGACCCUCGAGUGGGACAAGGAUAACGAUGGGCUGAUCGAGAACAGCAAGUCGCCGGAUCAAACGUACGACACGUGGGUCAUGGACGGGCCGAGCUCGUACUGUGGUGGGCUGUGGUUGGCCAGUCUACACUGCAUGUCGGUUAUGGCGAACUUGCUGGAUCAGUCCGAGGAUUGCAUUAAAUAUCGUGAAAUUUUGGAAAAAGGCAAAGCCUCGUUCGAGGAGAAGCUAUGGAAUGGGUCGUACUACAAGUUUGACAGCCAGAGCACUUCCAAGAACUCGAUCAUGUCCGACCAGCUGUGUGGCCACUGGUAUCUACGCUGCUGCGGGUUCGAUUAUGACAUCGUCCCGAAAGAAAACGUCCGAACGGCUCUGAAGACCAUCUACGACAACAACGUGAUGCGGUUCUGCGGAGGCAACAUGGGCGCCGUCAACGGGUACAUCCCGAGCAGUCAGCCCAACAAGGACGGCCGAGCGGACAGCUCUACCCUGCAAGCCGAAGAGGUGUGGACCGGGGUGACGUACGCCCUGGCCUCGACCAUGAUUCACGAGGGCAUGUUUACGGAAGCGUUCCAGACGGCCGGAGGCCUCUACCAAACGCUUUCGGAGAAGAUUGGCAUGAGCUUCGAAACGCCGGAAGCGCUGUACGCGGAACGGCACUACCGAGCCAUCGGCUACAUGAGACCGCUCAGUAUUUGGUCAAUGCAAACCGCUUGGGAACAAAAGAAACAAAAUAGGGACUAAGUAUUUGUGUUUGUGAUGUUGUGCGUGUGAAUGUUUACAUCUUUUUGUGCAAUAGUGUUGGAAUUCAAGCGAAAGGAGCUAGCUAAUGCCAUUUUA